This is a messenger RNA of Peronospora matthiolae, 504 nucleotides long. Lineage: Eukaryota; Oomycota; Peronosporomycetes; Peronosporales; Peronosporaceae. The record is from the annotation of a GenBank genome assembly.
AUGGACAGCGUCUCGCCAUACACGACUACAUGGCUCGCGAGCUCGCCGAAUCCAAUCGGCGAGGUUGACAUCGCUGUCGCCUCGAGACUUCUCGAGGCUUUUCAAACGAAGGUCAACUCCCUCAUUUCCCGUCUCACUGGGAAAGCCAAGGAGUGGGCCUUGGGUAAAUACGUUGUAAACGAGUAUGCGUUCUUCACUCUGGAAGUAAUCCAGAGUGACCUUCGACUCGCCUUCGAGCCGCCACAGGAAGAGAAGUUAUUGCGUUCAGGGUUCCUGUCCUUGCGACAGGGUAAGAUGUCCAGGCGCGACUACGUGCAGAUGGCUCGACAUCUGGCAUCGUGCAUUGUCACGCAUCCCAUGGACAUGUACACACAAAAGAACGUGUUUGUCGAUGGCAUGCGUGAAGGGCAGACUCGUCUAUUGCUGGAACGCGAGGAUCCUGCCACGUUGGAGAAGGCUUUCGCUAUCGCCAUGGAUGAGGACUUAAGAGUUACCAAGGCCUGA